Molecule: messenger RNA, 1820 nt
Organism: Phoenix dactylifera (date palm)
Lineage: Eukaryota; Viridiplantae; Streptophyta; Magnoliopsida; Arecales; Arecaceae
Product: NAC domain-containing protein 73-like
Biological process (GO): regulation of DNA-templated transcription
Cellular component (GO): nucleus
Molecular function (GO): transcription cis-regulatory region binding; DNA-binding transcription factor activity
Source: RefSeq, a predicted model, not a curated record
GCAUGACCAUACUUGAGGGCCAAGCAACCUGUUAGUAUUUGCCAACUUCUCUCUCUCUCGUGUUAGACUUGCUUUGUCUUUUCCUUCUUUUUUCCCUUUGCAUUGUUUGUUUUCUUAGACGGUAGGAGGGAUAUUAGGAGGGGGUUCUCUACUCUUUCUCUUUCUCCUCCAUCUCACCCUGGGGAAUGAUGAGCAAAAGUGGAGGAGAAUUCUAUACCUUCCCAAAGCCCAAGGAGAACCAAGGGAGAGGGGGAAGAGAACACAGCCAGAGCUUUAAUAUAUAAGAGAGACAGGCUUCUUUCUUUCUUUUCCUUUUCCAUUCUUUUCUUUACUUUUAUCCUUUCCUUUCCCUCUCCCCCCUUCUUUGCUUAUCAUUCUCUUCUCAGUCUUUUGCCUCCACUGGCGAGGAGGGUGAGCCGGCCUCUCCUCUAAGGAGGUUUUCCGCCGUGAGGGUAUGAGAGAUAAAGAAAGAAAGAUGACAUGGUGCAACAGCUGCGAUGAUGAUCGUGCGAACGACAGGAGCUCGACUUCUUAUGCAAACGUGAUCAAGACGUGCCCUUCAUGCGGCCACCGCAUCCAAUAUGAGGAACAGGCUGCGGCUGCUGCCAUCCAAGACUUGCCUGGGCUGCCUGCUGGUGUGAAGUUCGAUCCAACCGACCAGGAGAUUCUCGAGCACUUGGAGGGGAAGGCCAGGCCAGAUUCGCAGAAGCUUCACCCUCUCAUCGAUGAGUUUAUUCCUACAAUUGAGGGCGAGAACGGGAUCUGCUACACCCACCCAGAGAAACUCCCCGGAGUGAGCAGGGAUGGUCUAAUUCGACACUUCUUCCAUCGCCCCUCCAAGGCAUAUACGACAGGGACUAGGAAGCGAAGAAAAGUGCAUACAGACGCCCAUGGAGGUGAGACCCGGUGGCACAAAACCGGCAAGACAAGACCAGUGCUCGUAGGUGGGAAGCUCAUGGGGUACAAGAAGAUACUGGUUCUCUACACUAACUACGGCAAACAGCGAAAACCUGAGAAAACUAAUUGGGUGAUGCACCAGUAUCACUUGGGCUCUGAUGAAGAAGAAAAGGAUGGUGAGUUAGUUGUGUCAAAGGUAUUCUACCAGACGCAACCAAGACAAUGUGGCUCGGUUGCAAAGGAUGCAGUUCAGGGAAAAUCUAAAGGUCUAAAUGGGGAUGAUCAUCCCAUCCUCAAGGAUGCCAGCAUUGUGGAUUACUACAACUCAUCACUAAUCACCUAUAAUCAAGGUGGGCACAAUAGAGCAAGCUCCCCUCAUUUGAUACCCAACUUCGCUGUACAUUCUGGUGGAACUUCCUAUCUUCCUUAAGUGGAUCAAAGUAUCCUUCUUUUUGAUUGCAUGCACAAGAAAAUGACUGAAAAAGAAGAAGGCGAGAUGGAGGGAAGCAUUGCUGGGGGGGGGGGGGGGGGAGCUUUUGUACAAAGGUGAAUAAACUUGACCCAUGUUGAAACUUUACAUAAGUGGUAGCAUUCAAGUUAAUAAUUGAGAGGGCAUGCACAUUCUUUAGUACAAAGCUAAGAAAUCCAUCAAUGAUAAAACUAUCAGCUUUUGCCUCAGUUACUGUAAAGAGACUGCAACUUGCAGCACUUGUAUGCUAAGAAGGGGAGAGCGUUGGAAACUCUUUUGUUAUGGUCAUAAGGAUGCCAUGGCAGUUUUAUUAUGUGCUGCCAUAAAGUUGAACGAUAUAGAAAGGUGACGACAGAUAGAAGACUUAUUUCAUGCCUAAAUCAUAACUGUAUUUUUUCUUUGUAAUGAUGACUGGAUGAUGCAAGCUUGCGAAGCCUGGAUGAUUUUGAUUUCA